AUGAAAUAGACAUACAAUCCAAAUCGUGAAUACCUUUCAAUUUAUAAAUAAAUAUGUCAAGAACAACAUGUUCAUUUAAGCAAAACAAUAAGUAUUAUAAUAGAUAAGAAUUCUUUAGCUUAGGGUUUGAAGGAUCAAUCUUUAAGAUUGAAUGCAGUGUUAAUAAGAAUAGAAGACAUAAUACCAUUAUAAUUGUUAUUAAGUUUAUGUCAUUUUGAUUCAAUAGUUGUAUAUGGGAGAUUGAGAAAAAAAAUGAACAAAAGUAUUCAUAAAUUUUAAUUGAAAUAGAUGAUAUAGUAAGUUUGGAGGAACUACAACAAAUUAUUAAUGGUAUAUUGACUGCUAUCAAUCUAAAUUUAACAUAGACAUAAUUCAAUUUAAUGCAAAUUCAUAUUACUGAUUUAAUAUUGAGUCCAAAGGAUUGUGAAUCUAUUUCAUUUGGAUUGAAGAGUACAAAAACAUUAAAAGAACUAAAGAUAACAAAUUGUAGUUUAACAAGUUAGCAUCUCUAAAUAUUAUCUGAACCAAUUCAAUAAUGUGUAUCACUCAAUAUGCUGGAUUUAUCAAAUAAUUUAUUAAAAGAAAAUGCUGGAAUGAUAAUUGGUAAGAUAAUUAGUUCACAUGCAGGAAGAAGAGAUGAAAUGAAAUGGGCAGAAGAAAUAAGAGGAGAUGGUAAAUAAUCAAACUUAUUUAAUAGAACCUCCUUAAUAAUUGACACUAUAAGGAUUAUGUGAAAUAUUUUUACAUUAGAAUAUGUUUGAUGAUAGAUGUGUAAAGGAUUUAUGCAAUUUUUUGAUGUAUGAUUCUUGGACUAAAAAUAUUGGAUUGAGAGAAAAUCAAAUAGGAGAAGAGGGUGUUAAAUUAUUUAGUUAAAUUCUUGAUACAAAUGAAUCCUUAAUCUCUUUAGAUUUAAGAGAGAAUCCAGGCUUUGUUGAACCAUACUCUAAGGAUAUAUUUGACAAGUUGGUUCGAAAUAUCAAAUUAUUCAAAGAACAGAAAAAUUAUUAUGAAGAUGUAGAGGAAAAUUAAUAAGAUGAGUAUCCUAUCAUUCAAGAACAACAAUAAGAGGAAUCUGAGGAAUUAGGUUAGUUGUUUAUUCAUUUUAGAAUGCUCUAAUUGUAAGGAAUUAUUGAGACAGAACAAACAAUUGUAGAGAAGACUCCAAUAAUUGCAAUAGAGACCAAGAAAUGAUUCUUAAUUGAUGAAUUCAGAAAGUAACAAGGACGAAUAAUAAUCUUAGGAUUUACUAAUUUAGAUUGAGAAUAAAAUGAAUGAGUUGACUACUUUAAUGGAUAUGUUAGAAUAAUAGAAAUAAAAAUAAUAAAAUUAACAAAGGUAGGAAUCUGGAAACAAAGGGAAAAAAAAGAAAAAGAAAAUACUAAAAUCAGCCAUCUGA
Paramecium sonneborni is the source of this 1396-nucleotide messenger RNA. The record is from the annotation of a GenBank genome assembly. NCBI's taxonomy places the organism in Eukaryota, Ciliophora, Oligohymenophorea, Peniculida, Parameciidae.